Messenger RNA from Amphimedon queenslandica, 1904 nucleotides. RefSeq lists its product as uncharacterized. NCBI's taxonomy places the organism in Eukaryota, Metazoa, Porifera, Demospongiae, Haplosclerida, Niphatidae. Bases 269 to 1456 code for a protein of 395 amino acids. The record is from RefSeq and is a predicted model, not a curated record. The transcript is spliced from 5 exons.
AUUAUUGAACCGGGCAUAUAUCGAAAGGUCUGGCUAAUGCGCUUCACAUUUAGCUGUUCCUCCCUCAUCUUAACCUGCCUUGUGUCCGUGUACAAUGUAUAGUAAGUCAUCUCACAAAUCUUGUAGAGACAGUAGAGUAAUGAGUAGUCUAGGAGAGAGCCUAAGUACGUCGACCAAUAUCAAUGGUGAGCCACGUGGAUGAAUAAAGCUAUCACACGUGAAAGGUUAAUUAAUUAAAAUUUGGUUUAUAGAAAUUGCGAUUUAAACCAUGGAUGUUGAUCUUGUUAGAGAUUGGAGAAAGAAAGGAUUGACUUAUAAAGAAAUUAGUAUUGGACUACAGCAAGCCAAUCCUCGAGUCAGGGGUUUAUCAGAAAGAUCUGUCCGUCGUUUUUGUAAGGAAAAUGGCAUUGAAAAGAUGGAUAAUGCAGAAGUAGAUGAUGUGGUUGAAGAUGCAGUGAAAGAGGUUGGAGAGACUUAUGGUAGGAAAUUGAUGAAAGGUCUGUUAGACUCAAAAGGAGUUUUUAUUACAGAAAAGAGAAUUGCAGAAUCACUUCAAAGGAUUGAUCCUCAAGCUUAUGAGAGAAGAAGGCAAAAUACUAUUGACAGAACAAAUCCAGUUCCCUAUACUGCCUCAGGCUUUGGUCACAAACUACAUCUCGACCAAAAUGAGAAACUUGUGAUGUUUGGUGUCACCCACGUGCUAGCAGUUGAUGGAUACUCUGGCAUGAUUGUUGCUCAUACAAUCAUGCCAAUUAAGAAUAACUUAACGAUAUAUGAAAAUAUAUACAGAAAAGCUGCAUUAGAUUACGGAAUCUGGGAGCAAAUUAGAGUUGACUGUGGAACAGAAUUUUUUUUAACUCUGUUUGUUCAACGAAAAGUUCGUCAACAGUAUGGCUCAUCAGAUAUAGCAUGUUUUGCACAAACACCUUCCACUCAGAAUCUGACUGUUGAAAGACUCUGGCCUGAGGUGAAUGCAAGGGUCAAUUACCCAUUGAAGAGAGUAAUGUAUUCAUUACAAGAAAGAAACAUGAUCGAUAUGGCAUGUUUGACUACUCGCUUUUGCGUUUCUCACAUUUUAAGACAUGUAGCAGCAGUGGGUGUAAAUAGAUUUGUAUCUGCCUGGAACGCUCAUUUUAUAGCUGGUAAAGGAGUACCAUUGCAAUUAAUGCAACCAAGCUACACAAUACAAUUUUUACCAUCAGAUCUACCAGAUACUGUCACAGCGGCUGAUGAGUAUGAACAAGAAGGAGGUUCUUUGACUCGUAUCAGUAAUUUUGGCACUGAUCCACUACAAGGAAGACAAGAUUUGAUUGCUAUUAGAGAUCAACGUUUAGCAUCGGAUGUUGGAAAUUUUGAAGCCAUAUUUACUGAUGUAAUUUCAAAUAGGGGCAAUUUGUUAGAGCAUGCAUUGCUUCAUUUUUUAUCUCUUACUCAUAGACUCUCUCAAAUGUUAUAAAAUAUUAAUUUUGUCAGUAAUAAUAAUGAUUAAUGAUAAUGAUAAUAAUAAUUAUAGUAGUAAUAAUAAUAAUAACAAUAGUAUCAUUACUAGCUAAUCUCACCUGAAAGGUGUAAAUACACAAUAGCUUUUAUGUGCAGCAGCACCAGCAAAGGCUCUGCAGCAAGAAGCCAGCAAAAAUUGCUGUAGCUGCAAAAUGUAGAUUUCCAGGUUUGCAGGUAUGCAGUUAUAGCAAAGUAUAAGACUGAACUUUUGUAGAUGCAAGCUGCCAAAUGUAAAUAUGCAGAAAUUGAUAUUGUCAGAUAGUGAAUGUUAGCUAGAUUGUCACAUUCAACAAUUUGCAAAUAUGCAAAUCUCAAAAUGCUAAAAGUUGACUAUAUGAAUACUUAUGCACAUAUCUUUCCUUUAACUAAAUUCCAGUAAUUCAAAGUCUAAAAGUCUAUAAAAA